GUGUGUGUGUGUGUGUGUGUGUGUGUGUGUGUGUGUGUGUGCGUGCGCGCGCGCUUCCCUCGGCUCACUAAAUGAAUGGAUCCUGCUCGCGAAUGGGCGAUUUUUCAAGAAUCAUCUAAUUCCGGAUUCAAUGCAUUUAUCACUCAGGAUCAGUGAUGGCUUGGCUUCUGAUGUGGCUUCUACUAUUUGCUUGUGUACCACAGCCAGGAGGAAUCUGUCAAAAAUGUCAGAAACGGGAAUCUGUCGGGACUUGUGUCUUACAGAUUCACAGAGCAUUUGCCCAGGAUUCUUCUAAGAUGCUGUCCAUACCAGAGUCCAUCGCCCCGGAGCCCUACAAUCGCACGCAGUACUGCCAAUGGCCCUGCGAAUGUCUCAAAACUCCCCCCACCUGUCCGCCAGGUGUGAGCCUGAUCAUGGACGGCUGCGACUGCUGCAGAGCAUGCGCCAAACAGGUGGGGGAAGUUUGCAACGAGAAAGAAAACUGCGACCAUCACCGCGGCCUUUACUGUGAUUACAGCGCAGACAAGCCUAGGUACGAAAAAGGAGUAUGUGCGUAUCUGCCGGGCACUGGCUGUGAGCACAACGGCGUGAUCUACCGCAACGGCCAGAGCUUCCAGCCCAAUUGCAAAUACCAGUGUUUGUGUGUGAACGGGGCGAUCGGAUGCGUCUCGCUGUGUAAUGAGGCUCAGCCUCCCAGGGUCUGGUGCCAGAACCCACGGCGAGUUAAAAUCCCCGGGCGCUGCUGCGAGCACUGGAUCUGUGAUGAGUCCAGGAGGGGGCGCAAGACUGCACCAAGACACACAAUAUCUGCCCUGUCUAGUGUAAAAGACAACUUGCACAAGAACUGUGUGACCCAGACAACCUCCUGGAGUCCCUGCUCAAAGACUUGCGGCCGCGGCGUGUCUUUACGCAUUACUAACAACAACAAGCAGUGUCAGAUGGUCAAAGAGAGCAGACUCUGCAACAUCCGGCCUUGCAAAGUGGACAUCACAAAGCACAUCAAGCCUGGAAAGAAGUGCUUGAACGUCUACAGGAAGGAAAAGCCUCACAACUUCACUAUCUCGGGCUGCACCAGUACAAACACUUACUGGCCCAAGUACUGUGGAGUGUGUACGGACGAGCGCUGCUGCAUCCCUUACAAAUCCAAGACGGUUGAGGUCGACUUUCAGUGCCCGAACGGAUCCGGCUUCACCUGGCAGAUCAUGUGGAUUAACGCCUGCUUCUGCAACCUGAGCUGUAAAAACCCCAAUGACAUAUUUACGGAUCUAGAGCUGUACCAUGAGAGAGGUGAGGUUGGAAACUGAGCGUAUGAGACCGUACAGAAAAAGAUUUCAGAGAAAGCCACAGUACUUUUUUCCUGAGCAAAAACAAAAAAAGAAAUAUAUGCAUUAUAUGAAUAUAUUAAAUAGUUUAUAUUUAAAGACCGUUUGGCCUAUCGCAACCAAAUCGUUCAUAUAUGUUAUUAUUAUGCUUUUGUCAUAUUGCGACAAAUCCUUUUGUACAAAUGAUAUGUAAGUGUAGAUAUUUAAGAAGACGGUAUCAUGUUGAACUCUCUUUAAUUUAUACAAAUUCUAUGUAAUAAUAUAUAUAUAUAUAGCUAUUGAUAAUGUAGUUUUCAUGCCUUUUCUACACUUAUGCUCUUAAAUGACACUGUAGUCCUUGGAACGACUUGUGCCUUACAAAGUUUUGAUUUCCACGUACUAUAACGUUUUGUAUGGACAGACUUCUCAGACAGACAUAAAAGUUGAGUAACCAGCUUUUUAUUUUCCUUUUUUAAAUAAAUACAAACUGUUAUUCCAUUAAAAAUGCAGUGCAUCAGAUUGUUUUACAUCUUUACAAAGCAGUGCCUUACCAAGCUGCAAGCAUUUGCUUUAGUGUGUGUGGAAAAGCAGGUAAGUUGCUUAUAAUAUCUCUUUCUGAGCAAUCCUUCAUUUUACUCUUUCAAAGCCUUGAGGAAAAAGCAUCCAGUCCCAGUAGAG
Messenger RNA from Puntigrus tetrazona (Sumatra barb), 1979 nucleotides. RefSeq names its product cellular communication network factor 4a (gene ccn4a). Gene Ontology annotation, biological process: cell adhesion; signal transduction. The record is from RefSeq and is a predicted model, not a curated record. The transcript is spliced from 5 exons. NCBI's taxonomy places the organism in Eukaryota, Metazoa, Chordata, Actinopteri, Cypriniformes, Cyprinidae. Gene Ontology annotation, cellular component: extracellular matrix; extracellular region. Gene Ontology annotation, molecular function: heparin binding; integrin binding. The coding region runs from base 156 to 1304 and encodes 382 amino acids.